UGGCCAAGUGGGAUUUUGCGACCAUGUUGAUGUUUACUGUUUACAUUCCGUUUUUUACCUUCCAUUUGCAUUUUUUACAGUAACCUUAUUUUGUCGUGAUUAUUAUCGCGUGCCUAAUAAGUGUCUGUCUGACUUCAUCAUCAUGCAGCUCUUUCGCAAUCGAUCUCAUUAUUUAAUUAUCGAUGGCGAACAUUGUUUGUGGUGCAGUCGAUUUGAUGGGAGUUUAGAAGCUAAAUCAGCAGCAUCUUCAAUUAACGAUGCGAAAUCGUUGGAUUUCUUGUGCAAUGUGGAAGGAGUCAUUGGGAAGAUACAAUUAUUCCCUGAUAGUGAACCAAAGCUGGUGGUAAUUCUGGCUAAAUCCACCGCGGCACAAAUUGCUUGCGAGCACAACAUCUACCGAAUUGAGAGAAUUGGACUGCUCCCGCUAUCUCCUACAGACCCACCGGAAGGGGACCGGAUACUGUUUUCAGGGCAUUUCGAUAUUGAUUCCUCCGAGUCAUCGGGACGAUCCAGUGAAAGCCUUUCAGAAUCUAAUCUAAUCAGCGUGAAUAGAGGCGUACAAAAAACUCUCAAAACCUUGCGACAGGCGACAAAUUUUAACAUUGGUUUGCGACAAAACAGAAAGGAUCGGUCGGAUCGUGAGAAACUGGAGCGGCGGAUAUUAGAGGAUAUCCUAAAGAUGUUUAAUGAAUCCCAGUCGUUUUAUUAUUCGUUGGCAUGGGACCUGACUAACAGUAUGCAGCGCCUAUUCAAACAGCGCAAACACAAAUCGAGCGCAUCGGAGCCGGCUGCUGGGCGUCCCUCCUGGCAUGCUGCGGAUGACCGUUUCUUUUGGAAUCGUGAUUUAUGGAAAGACUUGUUGACAAACGGAAAUAUGGAAAGCGAUCACUGGAUCGUGCCCAUCAUCCAAGGCUACGUGCAGAUGGAGAAAUUAGAUAUUGAUUUGGAUUCCUUUGACAGCGGAGGCCAACUGCAUAGUCCCCUGGGAGAAUAUUGCGCACCGGUCAGCUGUCGGCUGAUGCUAAUAUCCAGACGGAGCCGAUUCCGUGCGGGUACGCGCUAUAAACGUCGGGGGAUCGACGACAAAGGCAAUUGUGCUAAUUUUGUGGAAACCGAACAGGUGCUGGAAAUUAUGGGACAUUGUUUGUCUUUCGUCCAAGUUAGAGGCUCGAUACCGGUUUAUUGGAGUCAACCUGGCAUGCGUUAUCGGCCGGCUGCACGUUUGGAUCGAACGGAAAAGGACAGUCAUACAGCUUUGACUGAGCACUUCACAGAGCAAAUGAAGCUUUAUAAGCAUCAGGUGCUGAUCAACCUUGUGGAACAAACCGGAAGGGAAAAGAUUCUGGCUGAUGCUUAUUUGCAAGGAAUCAAGGCAUACGACAGUGAGAAUCUUGUUUAUGUCAGCUUCGAUUUUCACGACUAUUGUCGUGGUUUGAAGUUGGAAAACAUUGGAGUUUUAAUUGAAAGCCUACAAGAAAUCUUUCAAGGAAUGCGUUUUUUCUGGUGUAAAGUUCUCAAUGUGCGUGACGCUACGGACGAACAAAUCAUGUGUCAACAGCGAAGUGUAUUUCGUGUCAACUGCGUCGAUUGUCUGGACCGCACCAACGUGAUUCAGGCAUCUUUGGCCCGUUUUGUUCUGGAAACACAGCUGCGAAAAAUGGGCCUCCUGUUGCCGGAUAGUGAAUUCUCAUCAGAUUUUAAGCAGAAACUCCAAAUAAUCUGGGCGAAUAAUGGAGACAUUGUAAGCCGGCAAUAUGCGGGGACAUCGGCUCUGAAGGGAGAUUUCACGCGGACGGGCGAGCGAAAAUUUACUGGCCUGAUGAAAGAUGGCUAUACAUCAGCGAAUCGAUAUUAUCUAAAUCAGUUUAAAGAUGCUUAUCGCCAAGCAGCCGUGGAUGCGAGUUUGGGAAAAUUCUUCCAGGAAGAAAGUAUUUUGGUUCCUGGUUUGUCUACCUCAGUAGAUCCAUCGGAGUUCGACCGCGUAAAACAGCUGGUGGAUGACUGUAAACGUAUUCUGAUACCUGAGACCGAAAUUGCUCUGGGUGGAUGGCCGAUGGUUGAUGCUGAUUCGCGGACUGGUGAUCCAGCUCGACAAGAUAUGGAUACAGUAUUACUGCUCAGCACUCAAGCCUAUUAUAUCGGAGAAUAUAGUGACGAAAGCGAUCAGCUGGUUGGUUAUCAGAAGGUUCCAUUAUGUGAAAUCGAGAACAUCGAAAUAGGCUCAGAAAUGUCCAUGUUCAAAACCGGGCGUACCAUCAUGCGAAUAAAUUACCGCGUUGGAGAAGUGUCUGGAUACUGUCAUAAUCUAGGCACGGCCGGGUUGCGGUUUUUCAACAAUAUGAUCAUGCCGCUGAGAACAAAUGACGAAUGUAUCGAAAUGCUCCGAUCAAUUGGGGAAUCCUUUCGUAUGGCUUUGGAGUCGCAGUUUGAUAUUGCGAUCCCGGUCAUGUACGGGCCCCUUCAGAAGAAAGUGACCAAACCGCCUCCGAAAGAAGCAGCCCCUCACGAAGCCGAAGGCGGCAUUUUUACUGCCGCUCGUGCUGUUCCUUCCAGUGCCAACCUCCAUAAACCCCAUAUAAAUGAUCUCUUUUCGGUGAUGAAAAAUAAGUUGGCUGGAUUUAAUCCUAUGCACAGAUUGCAUCUAGCGCAACGGGAUUCCCGGCAUCAGGGCGCUACAUCGGUAGCGUUUUCCAAAAACGAGGGCAGAUUAGAUGUGUUACCCUCCAUUAAUAUCUUGUCACCUACAACAUCUCCAGCUGUUUCGGAGGGAACAACCAGUGAAAGGAGUGAAUCGGGAGGAGAAUCAGCUGGUACAUCGCCUCUGCCGGAUCGAAAAACAAUAGCCAGUAUUAUGGAUAGUUGUGGGAUGGGCUUCCCCGAACUCAUCUCAACACCGAAUUUCGAUACCUCCGCCGCAUCUCCUACUGGAAGACGACAUUCCCAUGAUUCUCAUGAAAAACUGCUGGAUUUAGACACACCGCGGCGGUUGUCAAUGAAGCAGCGUCAUCAUUCCCGCUCGUCGGAAGCUCUGGAACACACUUUGCUCGAUCUACGGUCGCCGUUGAUCUUGAGCGCAUCACCCAGUAUCAAAGCUUUCCACGACGAAACCGAAGGUGAUGUGCCAGUCUCCGUUGACAACGUUACUGUCGUGGACGACGAAGAAGCUCCGGCGUCUGUGGCGUUUCAUAUCAACGAAGCCGACUCGGAUGAUGAAUUACGACUAGUCAGUGGAUCUCCCAAUGCUACCAAUGAUAACUUAGCUCUCUCAUCGGAACUAGCCCCAAAUUCUAAGUCAAAUCGAACUUGCCGCACGAGAAUAAUAGCGCUAUAACAGGCAGUCUGUGAUAAACAUUACCAAUGUUGAAUAUUUGACGCCACUUUGUAUGAGAAUUCUGCACUUCCUUUAUUACUGUGCAUUAUUAAAAUCCGGUGCGACUGCAUAAAAUUGUUGUAAUUUGUUUGAAUAAUGAUUUCAUUUGAAGCAACAUUCGUCACUGUUUUUGUAAAUUUUUGGUCAA
Molecule: messenger RNA, 3518 nt
Organism: Paramacrobiotus metropolitanus
Lineage: Eukaryota; Metazoa; Tardigrada; Eutardigrada; Parachela; Macrobiotidae
Product: phosphatidylinositide phosphatase SAC2-like
Exons: 13
Coding region: 143-3331 (1062 amino acids)
Biological process (GO): regulation of endocytic recycling; phosphatidylinositol dephosphorylation
Cellular component (GO): early endosome; clathrin-coated endocytic vesicle
Molecular function (GO): phosphatidylinositol-4-phosphate phosphatase activity
Source: RefSeq, a predicted model, not a curated record